AUGAUUGACGUCUGGGUGCACUGAUCAGCCGGCCUCUUUCCCCCGAUCCCUCAGUGUCUCAGUGUUAAUCCCCGUGAAAGAUAUGAAGCCUGAGCUGGUGUUCUUACUGCUGUUCCUGUUGCAAACCGGCCACACCGCAGAGGAGUCUUGCAUUGAACGAUGCGAUAUCGGCUAUGAUGCAACCAAACAAUGCCAGUGUGACUCUUUAUGCAAGUACUACAGGAGCUGCUGCACUGACUAUGAGGCACUCUGUGACAAUUUAACUCGUGGAGACACUUUCCCAUCUUUUCCCGAGGAUGAGGAGAACAGCACGGCUAUGGCACCUACACACAGUGCCGAGAACAUGAACACAAUGACUCAGUCUCCAUCUGUUAACAAAGAGCUAACUUUCUUAACUACUGCUCCACCAAUCUCAGACCCUGAUGCUGAGGUGUGCAGCGGGAGGCCGUUUAACUCCUUCAUGCAACUCAAAAAUGGCUCGCUCUAUGCCUUCAGGGGAAAGCAUUUUUUUGAACUGGAUGAACGGUCAGUGUUGCCAGGUUAUCCAAAACUCAUUGAAGACUAUUGGGGGAUAAAAGGUCCUAUAGAUGCAGCAUUUACACGCAUAAACUGCCAAGGAAAAACAUACAUCUUCAAGGGAAGCAAGUACUGGAGAUUUGAUAAUGGAGUCCUGGAUGAAGAUUUCCCAAGAGAUAUCUCUGUUGGAUUUGAAACAAUCCCAGAUAACUUAGAUGCUGCCUUCGCCAUCCCUGCUCACAACCACCAUGGCAAAGAGAAGGUCUAUUUCUUUAAAGGUGACCGUUAUUAUCAGUAUGACUUUAAGCACCAGCCGUCUCAUGAUGAGUGCAUUCAGAUGUCCAGGAUCUUCCCCUCUGCUAUCUUCAGAAGAUAUACAGAUUUAUAUUAUGAUCGCUGGGCAGAGCACUUCAGCCAGCUCUUCAGUGGAUUUGAAAGCCAGCAUGGCACCAAUCACUUCAUUAGUAAAGACUGGAUUGGUAUCAAACCCCCAGUGGAUGCUGUACUGGCUGGAAGACUGUAUGUUUCACCUAGAUAUUUACAGCGGCCCAGUAGAAGGCGUCAGGAUCAACUGGGGGGAGUCCGGAGUCAACAGGGGAAUCAACAGCUGAACCAACAGUGGAACCAAGACUGGAACCAACAGGGGGACAAAUUAUGGAACCAGGAGUGGAACCAGCAAUGGGACCAGCAAUGGAACCAACAGCAGUGGGGCUCGCGGCGCAGACAAUCCCGAUCUCCUUUCUGGGACACUGUGGUAGAGAGAGGUAGUAGCAUCAGGCAAGAAUUUAGCCAGAGGUUUGGCCAGGACAACUGGAGAAAUGAGGAUAGACGCAGGAAUGGUUAUCAACAGCAGAAUGACAACGAUUUUGACUACAGAUACAACCCUUCUGAGGAUGCAACAUUCAACCGAAUCCGCUGGAGCAGGCCACUACAGAGUGUCUACUUUUUUAAAGGAGGUCAGUAUUACCGAUUCAAUUUACAGACCAAGCGUGUUGACUUUGCCAUUCCUUCGUACCCCAGACCGAUAGGCAAAUACUGGCUGGGAUGCAGAGACACACCCGGAGCAGAGAGGAGAUAAGUGUCUAAAAUGUAAAAU
Messenger RNA from Hemibagrus wyckioides, 1612 nucleotides. RefSeq names its product vitronectin a (gene vtna). The transcript is spliced from 8 exons. Gene Ontology annotation, molecular function: extracellular matrix binding; polysaccharide binding; scavenger receptor activity. Gene Ontology annotation, biological process: cell-matrix adhesion; immune response; cell adhesion mediated by integrin. The record is from RefSeq and is a predicted model, not a curated record. NCBI's taxonomy places the organism in Eukaryota, Metazoa, Chordata, Actinopteri, Siluriformes, Bagridae. The coding region runs from base 83 to 1594 and encodes 503 amino acids.